AUGGAUACAGAAAUACCACAAGUGUUCCAGAAAGAACUCACUUGCUCUGUCUGCCUGAAGUACCUUAUAUACCCAGUCACCAUAGGCUGUGGGCACAGCUUUUGUUGGCCCUGUUUCUUUGUUCCCUGGGGACAAGCCCAAAUUCUUACCUGUUGCCCUGUGUGCAGGGAGCCAUCACAGCAGGGAGAUGUCAAAAAUAAUAUUCUUCUGAAGAAUCUUACAUCUAUCGCAAGGCAGGCUCAUCUCAGGCAAUUCCUGAACUCUGAGAAAAAUAUAUGUGUGACCCACCAGCAGACAAAGAAGAUUUUCUGCGAGGAGAACAAGAACCUGCUCUGUUGGCUCUGCUGCAACCCUCAGGAGCACAGGGCUCACAACCACCCUUCAGUGGAAAGGGCUGCUGAGGAAUACCAGGAGAAGCUCCUAAAGCAAAUAAGAUCAUUAUGGGAAAAGAUCCAAGUAAAUCAAAGAAAUAUAAAUGAAGAGAACAAAAUAAUCAGUCCAUGGAUCUACUAUGUGUAUCUCAGGGAAGAGCUGAUCAGGGCUGAGUACAGGAAAAUACAUCCAGUUCUUCAUGAGGAGGAAAAUCGACAUCUAGACAUUCUUAGAAAGGAAAGCAAAAGAAUUUUAGAGGAACUUAAAAAAAGUGAAGCCAAUAUGGUUCAAAAGAAGAAAGACUUAAGAGAAAUAUAUGAGGAGCUGGUGAAAAUGUCCCAUAAAACAUAUGUGGAGCUGCUCCAGGACUUGGGAGACCUAUUGGCAAGGAGUGAAUCAGUGCAGCUGCACUUGCCUCAGCCUAUAAAGCCAGCACUUCCUGCCCAGACCAUCACUGGACUGAUAGACAGGCUCAAGUGUUUCCAAGUGGAGAUAUCCUUUGAAAAUACAGUGUCCAGUGAUAACCUCAAGCUAUUUGAUGAUGUGAGAAGUUUGAGAUUUGGGCACGUCCUUCCAGACUUAUCUUUGAAUUCUGAUGGAAUUAAAUAUUUUGCUGCAUGGGGAACAGAGACUUUCAACUCUGGGAAACUGUACUGGGAAUUAGAUAUGAAGGACCCUUUGGACUGGGCUGUAGGAGUCUGUAAGGAUUCCUGGAUAAGAAGGAAUGGCACAGUGAUUGAAUCCGAAGACGUGUUUCUUCUCCUUUUUGUGAAGGAAGAUGAUGACCAUAGUCUCUUGACAACCUCCCCAAUGCUUUCUCACUAUAUAGAGAAGCCUCAGGGCCGGGUUGGUGUGUUUCUUGAUUUUGAGAGUGAAAGUGUGAGUUUUGUGAACGUUGCCAAGAGUUCUCUUAUAUGGCGGUACCCUUCUGGCUCUUUGAAUUUCCCAGUCAGGCCUUUUGUUCACACUGGCCACAAGUGAACAGGGAUAAGUCAGGAACUCUAUGCCUGGGGAAUUUACAUUUCAGGAAGCCCUUCCUAGUUGAAGUUUACAAUACUGUACUCUAGUGCUUUUUAAGUAAUUUGUACUUGAUCCAGACAUGGUGGCACAUGCCUAUUAAUUCACACAAUUUGGUUAAUUUGGGAGUCUGAUGUAGAAGGACUUCAAGUUUGAGGCCAGCCUGGGCAACUUAGCAAGACCCUGUCACAAAAA
Messenger RNA from Marmota monax (woodchuck), 1584 nucleotides. RefSeq names its product tripartite motif-containing protein 43-like. Gene Ontology annotation, molecular function: protein binding; zinc ion binding. Bases 1 to 1353 code for a protein of 450 amino acids. The record is from RefSeq and is a predicted model, not a curated record. The transcript is spliced from 6 exons. Lineage: Eukaryota; Metazoa; Chordata; Mammalia; Rodentia; Sciuridae.